AUGCACUCAGUCUUCUACGGGAUUAUUAUCAUUGGAUCAAUGAUCAUUGCACUCGUAAUUUACAAUGUUGCCAUGUUUGGAUGGUGUGCUUACAAUCGCCUGUUACAUCCUCCCAUGGCCAACGCCAGCGCAGGCGCAGCAGACAAGAAGAGCCUUGGUUCUGUGAGACUGAACCCGGCUUUGGUUUCCACGUUCAAGUAUAAGAAAGGAACGGAAAAUAAUGCAGACGAAACUCCUGAAACCGAUCAAUGUGAAUGUGUUGUGUGCUUGACUGGGUUUGAAGAUGAUGAAUAUGUGCGGCAGCUUCCAAGAUGCAAGCACUGCUUCCAUGCACCGUGCAUUGACAUGUGGCUCUGCUCUCAUUCUGAGUGUCCGCUAUGCCGCACACCCGUCGACCGAAUGAGUAAACAAGAGGGGCCAAUGACACCCAAGGAGAGCUCCCAGGAGGUCCUGGUUACCAUCAUUACCAUCUAA
This is a messenger RNA of Alnus glutinosa, 474 nucleotides long. RefSeq names its product RING-H2 finger protein ATL33-like. The transcript has a single exon. NCBI's taxonomy places the organism in Eukaryota, Viridiplantae, Streptophyta, Magnoliopsida, Fagales, Betulaceae. The record is from RefSeq and is a predicted model, not a curated record. The coding region runs from base 1 to 474 and encodes 157 amino acids. Gene Ontology annotation, biological process: protein ubiquitination.